GUUACGACAGGUUGCUGCAUGUGAUUGACUUUGUAAAACUAGAAGCAUCUGUGUUAUUUAUCGAAAACAUGAUUGGUCAGUUACAGAAUUCACCUAGUGACUUUUCGGACAUUAUAAAAAUGAAAUUGAAUGAAAUCAGAUUCCUUUUUAAUAUGCUACAAGUUAAACCAAACAGAAACAAAAGAGCAAUUAAUAUGUUAGGCAGUACAAUUAAAUUUAUCACCGGAAACUUAGAUGCAGACGAUCUAGCACUGAUUAACAGCAACCUAGACGAGCUUAGAAAAUCUGGAAACACUAUCAUAAAGCAAAAUAACAGGCAGAUAAAAAUUAAUACUAAAUUCGAAAACAGAAUAAACAUUAUGACAGAUCAAAUUAAAAACCAACAGAAUGCCCUAAAUAGUAUUCUUAAAGAUAAUGAUUACAUCAUUAGCGAAAAUCAGAAAAUUCAAAUUGUCUUUCAACUAAACACAUUUAUAGAAACUCUAAAAUCAAUCGAAUACGCUAUCUUGCUUACUAAACUAAACAUUAUAAGUAAACUAAUUCUUACACCAAAAGAAAUUGAUCUAAUAGCACAGGAGAUUUCAAGCCAAGGUUUAGAAAUUCACAGCCUCGACGACACCAACAACUAUCUCACCACCAGCACCCUAUAUAGCGAAUCAACCCUCAUCAUCAGCGUUAACAUACCACGACUUCUUCCAACCACAUACCGGAAAGUGAGCAUCGAACCUUUGCCAAUACUGAACCAUACAGCCAAACUGAUGCAUAAUGAAGUCUUAAUGAACUCAAAUCAAAUCUUAGCGAUUGUUUCAAAAUGCCAACAAAACCGCAAAGUUACUUUAUACGAAAGAAGACAGGUAAUCGACAUUAGCGAAAACCCGUGUGAAGCCGCAUUAUUGCAAGGACGUUUUGGACAUUGUAAUCUCGUGGAAAAACCUCCAACCACAGAAUUACAAUUUUUGGAAUCAUCAAAUACCAGCAGUUCGCGAAAACAGGUAAUUGCUCGGGACGAGCAAUACUUGCGCAAGGAGCAGUUAACGACGAAACCAAAUCUCAAAGUUUAACCGGCACAGGCCCAGGAAUCCGCGGCGUCAGCAGACAA
Wyeomyia smithii (pitcher-plant mosquito) is the source of this 1099-nucleotide messenger RNA. RefSeq lists its product as uncharacterized. The record is from RefSeq and is a predicted model, not a curated record. The transcript is spliced from 2 exons. Bases 69 to 1061 code for a protein of 330 amino acids. Lineage: Eukaryota; Metazoa; Arthropoda; Insecta; Diptera; Culicidae.